GCAGGGCAUUCUCCAACCCCCAGCCAUCGCCCGUGCUUCCGGCGCCGCCGUCUUCUAUCCCGCCGCACCGCCCCGCCCCGCCCCCAGCCACCGGAGCAGAUCUCUUUUUCCAACAAAAACCAUGUCCACUACCACGGCGACGUGCUCCCGGCGCGUGCGUCGAGGAUCCCGACGCCCCGCUAGUAUCCUCUUCAACACCAUGGCCGUCGUCGGCAUCCACAACAGCAACACCACCGCCAAAGACCGCACCCGGAAUGGGAAGCCCAUCCAGGUCUCUUUUUGCCUCAAGCGCCCGCCGCAGCCGUCCAAGCUCUUCGUUCACAGCUCCGAUCUGAACCUGUCCGUGCCCACGGACAUCAUCUACUCGGUGGACGACCUCCUCCUCCUCCGCGUCAACAUGGGGUCCGGCCCCUGGGCCCGGUACGACAAGGACUACGACUACUACGUCUACCGCGCCGACCCCGCCCUCCCGUCGCUCGAGCUGCUCCGGCGCCCGCACCCCUACUUCUACCGCACCGACGUCGGCCUCCUUCCUCGUCCGGGUGGCCACUACACCCUUGCCGCUCUGAAUUUCACCGGCAUCGUUCACCAGUUCGAGCUCCAUGUGUUCCACUCCGACACCUCGACCUGGGCCAGCAGGGUGCUGUCGGUGGCGGCGCCGCAGGAGGACUUCAAGGUGAGCAUUCCCCCGAGGUGCGACCGGCUUCUUCUUCACCAUACGACCACCGUGAUCACCAUCGGAGGCGAAGGCGGGACCAUGGGGUGGGUCGACCUCUGGCGCGGCAUCCUGCUCUGUGACGUGCUCGACGCUGAGCCCUCCCUCCGCGGCAUGCCGCUCCCCUUGCCGUUGGUGGAGAUGGGCUACAACAAUGGGUUGGGAAUUGACUUGGGCAACCCGGCGCAACGCCGCGGCAUCACCUUCAUCAGGGGCAAGGCCUGCCUCAACUUCGUCCACUUGGAAAUUACAGAGGAAUGCUUCCCGGAAGUGGAUGAGGAAACGGAAUCGAUUAGGGUCCGAGUGGAUGAUUGGGUACUCACCACAUGGAGCAACAAGAAGAUGAGCAGCUCCCUGGAGGAUUGGCACAAGGAAUCCGUGGUGCAAGCUUCCAGCAUCGCAAUCGACCCGGCGAUUUCACGGGUGCUGGAGGACACUGGAUUGCUGCAUGGAGCAUCGGAUAAUGACGCUGCAGCGGAGCGGCGAGACCUGCAGAACCUCUCCAUCUAUCAGCCCACUCCCAGCAUCACUGGUGAAAAUGUUGUUUACUUGGUAGCCAGGGAAAAGUUUAGUCAUCCAAAGGCAUGGAUUCUUGCUGUUGACAUGAAGAAUGAAGGCAGAGUGCAAUCUGCGGCUUACUUUGGUAUUCGACAAUACUUUGGUCUUGAUAUCAUUUAUUGCCAUAGCAGAAUCUCCAAGUAUAUGAGUCCAGUAAAGUAUGAAAACCCUGCCACUACCUCAGUUGACGAGGAUGUUGAAGAAGAAUUAGGUGAAGGUGGUGAGGAGGAUGAUGUUAAAGAAUUAGGUGAGGAGGAAUUGAUUGCUCUAUUAAAGAUGAUUACGACGAUCUCGGGAUGUCAGCCUUGAGAUAUUCAAGUUAUAAGGCUGGAGUACUCUAUAUGCUUGUGGAAUCCUCUUGCCUCCAUUGAACCAACUUGUAUGGUCAUGAAAUGUUGAUGAAUUCUCCAAGUUUUAGAGCUUCUCCAAGAGUACCUAAUAUAUUCAUCAGUACUAAUAAUUUCAGAUUGGGAUCUCUAUAAAGUUUUAGGCAUAGAAAAUACCACCUCCAACAGCAGCCCUAUAUCUUUGGUUCU
Panicum virgatum (switchgrass) is the source of this 1809-nucleotide messenger RNA. RefSeq lists its product as uncharacterized. The record is from RefSeq and is a predicted model, not a curated record. The transcript has 2 exons. The coding region runs from base 122 to 1582 and encodes 486 amino acids. Lineage: Eukaryota; Viridiplantae; Streptophyta; Magnoliopsida; Poales; Poaceae.